Messenger RNA from Anopheles moucheti, 885 nucleotides. RefSeq lists its product as uncharacterized. The record is from RefSeq and is a predicted model, not a curated record. Bases 1 to 885 code for a protein of 294 amino acids. The transcript has 4 exons. NCBI's taxonomy places the organism in Eukaryota, Metazoa, Arthropoda, Insecta, Diptera, Culicidae.
AUGUGGAAAAUUACACUGAUCGUGACGCUAAUGGUGGCCAGCGAGUUUGGAUGGGCCGCCUCAAGCGAUGAGGCGAAGCCGAAUGGGAAAGAUUCAUAUUUGGCAGCACUCUCAAAUUCGCACAAAAUUAACGCACUUCCAUAUAAAGGUACUCCGAUACGGAUAUCACGAGGUGAUUACAACAUCGUCCCGUCGAACUCCUACGACUACGGUGUUCCUACGGGAAGCUACGGUCCCCCAACUUCCACCGGUAAUGAGCUCUACCAACCUGCUCCACACAAAGAGUAUGGUACACCACCGAAACCCGUGUAUGGCCCACCAAAACCAAUCUAUGGUCCUCCACAACCACCACCAACCGGUCCCGUCAGUCAUGGCAUGCCGUACUUCAGUCCGGAGCAUUGGCUGCUCAGCAAGCUGAAGUUCAAGUUCGACCUGUUCACCAUUGGCAAGAUACUGCUCAAGUUGGUCAUCUUUAAGAAGAUUGUAAAGUUUAUCGCGCUGCUAUGUUUGUUGUUCUUCAUUCCUACGCUGAAGCCAUCCGGGGGUGGACACAGUGACGAGAGCAGUGAAGAAGAUCGCCGUCGAUCGUACGAUAUACAAUACGAUUACGAACAACGACUGGGGGAGAUGACCAAGUUUGCGCUGACCGCCCUGGAAGCUUUCACUGUCGAUAACGCUCUGUACUGUCCGGAAGAGAACCUGCUAUCCUGUCGCUUCAAGCGUAUGUUUGACGUAAUCGAUGAAUCUUACCCAGUCACGAGGAUCUACUCAAUUUACCUGCCCCCUGUUCCAACGCACAGCGCGGAACAGAAUAACUCUUCGGAGGAAAAUGGCCAAUCCGUGAAUAGGAUCGAUAGCAAUGUGGGGCAAGAGGAAGAAAAUUAG